Rhineura floridana is the source of this 3398-nucleotide messenger RNA. RefSeq names its product protein SSUH2 homolog. The transcript is spliced from 13 exons. Bases 207 to 1379 code for a protein of 390 amino acids. NCBI's taxonomy places the organism in Eukaryota, Metazoa, Chordata, Lepidosauria, Squamata, Rhineuridae. The record is from RefSeq and is a predicted model, not a curated record.
CAAUGGGACUUACUCCCUGUAAGCGUGCGCAGGAUUGCACUCUAAGGGAAGCCUUCGCAAGCCAGGAAGUUCUGGGAGGGGCCUUGAAGCCUUGCAGGGGCUGGAUAUUGCGUAAUCGAAAGAGAAAGUAGACCGAGAGAGAAAAUCGAAGGUUGCCUUUAGAGCAGCGUUUGUUAGCACCGUCGAGGAGAUUUUUCGCAGCAGCCAUGGCGGAAGGGAGUCGAGAACCAACUCAUCAGCCAUAUGGAACUGUUGAUCAGAUACCUUCUCAGUGGACAUCUGGUUUCAGCCCUCCUAAGGACAUAACUCAAACCCCAGGACCUUCUGCUCCUCCUGUCUAUAACAUAGGCAACGUCUCUGGCUAUGAAGGCACAACAAUGGGAGAUGGUGAAGGGAAAUAUUUCCCACCUCCACCUGACUUGGUUCCUGGUCGUGAAAGUGAGCCACAGCCAGCCCAGACAAACUGGAAUAUUCCUGCCAUUUCCGAAGAUCUAGCCCAAGAAGCUUUUCUAGAGUACGUUGCAAGCAAGUGCUGCUACAGCAAAGCCCCGGCCAGAGACAUGGUGUUUGAGGAUCUACAGUCAUUCAAUACCUACAGAUAUCGCUUGGAGACUUUCACUGAAUCAAGGUCCACUUUAUGGAAAACAGAACCUUACGGGGGUGAAGCGAUAGAUUCCUACCUGUGCGGGACACCUGCUUUGCCUUGGGAUAUAAGAGUAGAAAUUCCUGUCAUGUUCAAAAAUGAGAUCAGGAGGAUCAAAGUGCCUCACACAUCAUCACUAAAGGGAUGCCCAACGUGUGGGUGUUGUGGCAGACGUCCCUGCAAUAAAUGUAAUGGCCGCACCAGGGAACAGUGCUGGGUAUGUCAUGGAAGAGGAUUCGGGAGCAGUGAUCAGAGAUGCUCCCACUGUUUUGGAACUGGAACUGUUAUUUGCCAGGAUUGUACUGGUAUGGGAACAACAGCGUGCUCCGAUUGUAAAGGAAAAGGACAAUUGCUGAUGUUCAUUGAGCUGCAAGUUGAAUGGAAAAAUAACAUUUUUGAAUAUGUGGCAGAUCAAAGAUCUGAGUUUCCAGCUGAACUCUUCAAAACGGUUACUGGAGAGAAGUUGUUUGUUGAUGAGCAGCAUAUGGUAAAUCCAGUGAUUAGUUUCCCUGACAGUGCCAUCAAUCAAGCCUCUCGCAAUGCCACUGAACAACAUCAGGCUCAGUUUGCAUCCGCAGCACGGAUACUGAGGCAGAGGCAAACUAUUGAGCUGCUAUUUCUUACUAGGGUGGAAUAUCGGUGGCAUGGAAAAUCCCACUCCUAUUACGUUUAUGGAAAUGAACACCAGGUGUAUGCAGAGGAUUAUCCAAGAAAGUGUUGCUGCACUAUCCUGUGAUGUAACGGACCAUUGCAACCACCGUAAAAACAACAACAGUUGAUUAAAUCUUGUGGAUUAUUAGUGUUCCCUUCCUCUACCAUUGCAAAGAUGUAUCACUGAAUACUAAAGUCAGGAUCAUUCAGACCAUGGUAUUCCUGAUCUCUAUGAAUAGAUGUGACAGUUGGACAGUGAAAAAAGCAGAAAUGUGGUGCUGGAGGAGAGCUUUGCACAUACCAUUGUUGCUUUUGUUAUGUGCCUUCAGGUCUAUUACGAUUUAUGGCGACCCUAUGAAUCAGUGACCUCCAAGAGCAUCUGUAGUGAACCACCCUGUUCAGAUCUUGUAAGUUCAGGUCUGUGGCUUCCUUUAUGGAAUCAAUCCAUCUCUUGUUUGGCCGCCUUUUUCUACUCACUUCUGUUUUUCCUAGCAUUAAUGUCUUCUCUAGUGAAUCAUGUCUUCUCAUGAUGUGUCCAAAGUAUGAUAACCUCAGUUUCAUCAUUUUAGCUUCUAGUGACAGUUCUGGUUUAAUUUGUUCUAACACCUGAUUAUUCUCAGUCCAUGGUAUCCGCAAAGCUCUCCUCCAACACCGCAUUUCAAAUGAGCAAAGGUGGUUCACGACAGAUGCUGUUGGAGGUCGCUGAUUCAUAAGGUGACAUAAGUCAUAAUUGACUUGAAGGCACAUAAUAACAAUAUAUAGAACUGUGGGUGGACAUAUAAUAGCACCAGCUCUGGAGCUGUAUAAUAAUAAUAAACUCAUUCCAUAACUCUGUGGGGCCCAGGUCUGGGCCUCUGGUGAUUUAAAUGCCUUAGAGAUAGUCCAAAACAGGAUUAUACCCCAUUGACUGACCAGUUGGAUUGUAGCCUCAGACAAGUAUACACCAGCGCAAAUUACAUACGAGUACUCAUGUAGCAUAGCAUUACUUACCCCAUAAGGUUCUGUUUUCCAUAAAGUCAACCUUGAUUCACUGAUUUGUAGGGUCACCAUAAGUCGUAAUCAACUUGAAGGCACAUAACAACCACCAUUGUUGUUUUAAAGACAUUCAUUGACACAAGAAUUAUGGAGGAGGUUGUCCUUUUUUUAAAAAAGGCAUAAGGACUGACAACUUGCCAAACUUUAGGAUUAUAAAUUCAAAGUGUGCUGUAACUUUUUGCAUGAAUGUUGGAGGAAUAGAUUUGUAGUUUACUGUUUAGCUUUAAGGUUUCAAAGCAUAACAAAGUGGGACCCUGCAACAAAAUGUUGCUGUGUAGAGUGCUUCUAUUCAGCUGUCCAACCACUCUAUUCCUUUCCCUGCCUCCUCCUCUCUCACCUCCCUCUGUCAUUUCACAAUUCCAUGGCCAUUGACUAUGCUUAUUACACUGUUUUUCUUGGUACCUAAUAUUUUACAACCCCCCCAAAUCCUGAUUAUAUAAUUCAACUAUAAUCUAUAGUAUUGUGUAUGAGUAAUAUUAACUAGCUUUACCUCCAGUUUAACAAACAUAAAUGAGAGGUUUUUCAGAUUCAUACUUUACUGCAUCCAUUGCUUCCUUGGGUAGUCAGCCAACAGUUCCAUAUGGUCCAGAUACUGGUUAAGGUUAUCCCAGAUAUGGGGGACAGACUUCCAGUUGAUGCAGCCUAAUGAUGUAGAGAGGAUACGUGUAGUACUGCAUCUGACCACAUGCCCUCUGGACCUCUGGUCUUCCUGUCUGGUCAAAGCUAGGCAGAAUGGAGUGGUUCUAAGGUGGUGUGAAUGCACAAGAGUCAACCAGAAGUUGGGCAUUUAGUGUUGCUGGUCCCACGUUGUGGAACACUCUUCCAGCAGAAAAUUGGAAGGAGGCAUCUUCACUUUUUACUUUCAGGAGUCUCUUGAUGACUUUUUUAUAUGUAUAGUGACAGACCUAUGCAGUUCAAAAUGUUCUUGUUUGGCCCCUCAUUUUACUGAUAGUUUUGUAUUGCCUAUAAUGGGUUUUUUUCACAUUUUUCUGUUGCUGUACACUACCUUUAAAUUUUAUGAGAGGGUAGUAUACAAAUACUUUUAUAAAUAAAUGAAUUCUAAUGACAA